UGCACACCUGCAAAGUUAGCAGAAGCAGGAUUUUAUCAUUGUCCUUCAGACCAGGAGCCCGACCUCGUGCGCUGUUACGUCUGCCACAAGGAACUGGAUGGCUGGGCACCAGAAGAUGAACCUUGGAGUGAGCAUGUGAGUCAUUCAAAAGCCUGCCCAUUCGUAUUGCUGAAGAAAAAUGAGAAUCGGAUGACAAUGGAGGAAUUUUUAAAGCUCGAGACAGAGAGGCAGUGUUGGAAGUUGAACAAGGAAGUAAAAUCAAGAAUAGAAGAAUAUAAAAUGCAGGCUAAGGAUGUGCGAGAAGAAAUGGAAAAGCUCGUUAAUGUAUAACCAACAGACCAAAGCAUGUAUAAAAAAUCAAGCAAUUGAUGAGAAUGCACUAUGAUGAAUUAAUUUCACCGUAUGCAACUAUACUUGCACACGUGAUGGAUUGAAUUACUUGGAAAUCAUUUUUCUACAUUGCUAGUAAUGGUAAUGCAUGUAAAUACUUUUACGAAGCCUACGCAUGCGAGAGGUACUGCGAAUAGUUUAUUUCAAAAUAGCUUAUGAUAGUUGACUACACAGAUUGUCAUGGUGAGGUUUUAAAGGGCUGCUUAGAUUUUAAUAACACAUUAAUAUUGUCUUUAACACAAUCAGUAAGUCCUUGUAAGUUUACAUAAUAUAUUAGGAUAGUCCUUAUUACUUACUUAAUUAGUACAGAGCAUUCUGUGUAUUAUAAAAAAUACAGUGCUAUAUUUUCGACGUUUACUAAAAAAUUACUGUGAAACCUUU
This is a messenger RNA of Priapulus caudatus, 771 nucleotides long. Its product is annotated as baculoviral IAP repeat-containing protein 5.2-like. The record is from RefSeq and is a predicted model, not a curated record. NCBI's taxonomy places the organism in Eukaryota, Metazoa, Priapulida, Priapulimorpha, Priapulimorphida, Priapulidae.